Symbiodinium sp. CCMP2592 is the source of this 2331-nucleotide messenger RNA. NCBI's taxonomy places the organism in Eukaryota, Dinophyceae, Suessiales, Symbiodiniaceae. The record is from the annotation of a GenBank genome assembly.
AUGACCGACCUUUGGCAUGACCAACUGCGACUUGAGUGGCGGGGGGGCAGCAAGUCUGGCACUGUCUUCGCGCUCUGUGCUGAAGACUUCUCCCUCAAGCCCAACCAGUGCGUCAUCUUGCAGGGCGAUUUCGGAGGGCGGAAUUCGUGGACAAGGCGCUUUCGGAGGGCGGAAGUCGUGCACAAGGCGGUUUCUCGGAGGGCGGAAUUCGUGGACAAUUUUCGGAGGGCGGCAUUUGUGGACAAGGCGAUUUUUCGGAGGGCGGAGUUCGUGGACAAGGCGGUUUUUCGGAGGGCGGCAUUUGUGGAUGAAACGAUUUUCGGACGGCGGAAUUCGUGGACAAGGCGAUUUCGUAGGGCGGAAUUCGUGGACAAGGCGAUUUCGGAGGGCGGAAUGCGUGGACAAGGCGAUUUUUCGACGAUUUCUCGGACGGCGGAAUUUGUGGACAAAGCGAUUUUUCGGACGGCGGAGUACGUGGACACGGCGAUUUCUUUUCGUGGAAAAGGCGAAAACGGAGAUCUCUUUCUUGUCACGCCAUCAGCGACGCCGGCUUCUCAUGGCGAGCGCUGGGCGGUGCACCUGUAUUCCGGUGAAAAGGGCCACGACUCCAUAUUCAUCCGUCAGUCUAAGGGGCAGGACAUUUUCCGUGCAGAGACCUGGCGGCUGUUGGUCUGGGCAGCUCGCAGCGGCCGCAUCGACGUCAUAAUGGGCGGCCCUCCGGGACGACAAGCAGACGUGGUUUCUCGCUACGCACAGGCGGCGUGGUUCCACGAUGCGGUCGUCGACUUUCAGGCCGGGCGUGUGUAUUUAAAUGCGCUGACCUUGGCGAUGGCCUUUGUCGUGGCAUCCAUUCAGCUCAACAUCGUGCGCGAUCGACCUCGGUGGAUGACUGCUGCUCUCACAUGGAGCACGGUGGCAUUGACUGCCGUGGCUUCCCUGCCUCUUCUGGUGCCACAGGUUUUCACUCCAGGCUCGUUGGACGCGUUCUACGUGGCUGUGAUGUUCAUUGCGGCAGCCACGCUGACGCCGCCCCUCUGCCCACCUGACCAACUGCAGCUAUUGGUUCUUCUGAUCAUCGUGCUGAUCCGGCUUCCUGCUGUAUGCCUUUGCACACGCGUCUCCCUGCUUGUGGUGCUGAACUGCAUCAGCUCUGGUGUGGUGCUGCUCCGCGUGCUGAUUGAAGACUUCGACACGGAGACUGGUUGUUCGCAGAGGGCGCCCUAUGCGAUCAUGUGGACGGAGUUGGUAUGCUUCGUGGUCAUCGUGGGCAUGGGAGGGGGGCUGGAGGUUUUUCUCAAGCAGAAUGUCGUUCAGGACCUCAAGUACAGCCGGGUGACUGAAGAGCUCAGCGCAGCCACGGCACUUCUUCGUUUGACCUGCGAUGCCGUCGUGGAGCUCGAUGAGGACCUGCGACUGACCGAGCAUUCGAAGGAGCUCGCAGCAAUCCUGUUGCGUGAUCGUCCCGGCUCUACCCUUGCAGGCGUCCGCUUUGCCGACUUCGUGGCUACGAACGAGGAAGCCUCCCGAGUAAUCGAGUUCCUCACUGCGGAAGAUAUUUUCAACGGGAAACAAGAGGGCUUUUCUGCCCAUGCCUGCCACACGCGCCUGGCGGACAGCUGCCACAGCAAGUUCCGGACGGAAAUCUUCCAAGUGAAAUAUCGCAAGCAAGAUGGCCAGCUCAGCCAUCUUCUCGGUCUUCGAGACUUCACGGAUCAAGAUGCCUUGACAGGACAGAAGGCCCCCACCGCUGAUGUCGAUCAAGAGGACAACUUCGCAAAGAUCAGGAGUCGCAGGCGCAGUCAGAGCCAACCAGCGACCGGCGGCGGGGUGAUCUUCUUAGAAUUGGACCUCGAACGACAGGUUGUUGAUGCAGCAUCCAUUCUGGCUUCCGGCUUGGUCGGCAUGAGUCUGCCCGAGCUUUUCCCGGGGGCUGGCUGGCAAGCGAUCGAGACUUUCGCCGACGAUGUAGUGAAAAAAUGGAUGGCGAAGGAUAUUGGCUCGAUGGCGAGGAAGAUUCACCGCUUUGAACGACUCUUUAUGAAGUUCCCAGCCUCGCAGAGUGAAUCCAUGGACGGCACCAUCGAGGUGCUUCUUUCUGAGCGAAGCUCUGUGAGUACUCCUCGCUUGCUCAUGCGCUGCGUUUGCAGCACUGUGCUUACAUCAUCGUCGUCCUCCAGAUCAAUACGAGAUCGACGAGAUAGCUCGAGACAGAGCGGAAUUUCGAGCGCAUCGCACGCGUCUGAGAAAUCAAAUGCGUCGAAGUCUUCGGAAAGCCGCGACUGGUUCGGGCCAGUGGUGCCUGGGAAACUGGGCUCCUCCAUGUUGAGCUAG